Molecule: messenger RNA, 2249 nt
Organism: Colletes gigas
Lineage: Eukaryota; Metazoa; Arthropoda; Insecta; Hymenoptera; Colletidae
Product: U6 small nuclear RNA (adenine-(43)-N(6))-methyltransferase
Exons: 7
Coding region: 453-2051 (532 amino acids)
Biological process (GO): rRNA base methylation
Cellular component (GO): nucleus
Molecular function (GO): 23S rRNA (adenine(1618)-N(6))-methyltransferase activity
Source: RefSeq, a predicted model, not a curated record
AUAAUAUUUUGCGUGUCGCAAAUGCGUUAACAUUAAAAAUUAAUUAGCUACUUUAAAUAUUACUUCAUCGGAUGUACAAAUGUGGAAAAAGAGUCAUUGCAUUUUAAUUUUUAGUAAUCGAAUUGUAAACUUUCAAAUUUCUUUGCGAAAUAACACAAACUAAAAUGAAAAUGAUUUUUGAUUUCAUGUCUUUAACGAUUAAUGGCAACGUAACUAUGAAAACCACUUUUAAUGCAUACAAAUUCAAUGGCGAUGAUUUUAUCAGCUGAAAGGAAUAAUAAAACUACGACUUGUAUGAAAAUUCAUCUUAAGCAAUGCACAUGUUUGUUAAAGUGAUGUAUGACUUGUAAAUAAAUAGAAACUGUAUGUCGUACCGAGACUAUUACGGAUACAUACUUUGUAGUGUCGUAAAUUGCAUAUUAAACGUUGUUAAAUAGAACAAGGUUUUAACAAUGUCAUUAAGAAAAUUUAUGCAUCCAAAAAAUAAAUAUAAACAAGCACCAGAUUUUAAACAACUUGCAUUACUGUAUCCAGAAUUUCGUAAUAUUGCGAUUACUGAUUUGACAGGCAAAGUAAAGAUUGACUUUAAAAAUCAAGACAGUUUACGAGUGCUUACAGAAGUAUUAUUACAACAUGACUUUGAUCUUGAUGUUAAAAUACCUCCAAAUAAAUUAGUACCAACAUUGCCAUUACGUCUAAAUUAUAUUUUGUGGAUCGAAGACUUAAUGAAACAUGCUUCGUACAAUGAAAUGGAUCAAAUUCUUGGCAUAGACAUUGGUAUAGGUGCAGUUUGCAUAUAUCCUUUGCUGUUUGCAAAAAUGUAUGGAAAUCAAAUGAUUGGCACAGAAAUUGAUGAAGCAAGUGUAGAAACAGCCAUUCAACAUAUUGAAAAUAAUAACUUGCAACAUUUAAUAAAAGUGAUUAAAGUAAAUGGAGAAACAAUUUUGAAAGACAUCACGGAAGAAGGCAAAACCUAUCACUUUACAAUGUGCAAUCCACCCUUUUUUGAAGUGGGAGGAUCACAAGAAAAAGUAACAAAACGAUUGCCACCUAGAAAUGCAUUAACUGGAAAUAAAGAUGAACUCACAGUUCAGGGUGGUGAAAGGGCAUUUGUAAUGAAAAUGAUUGAUGAGAGCCUAGCAAUGAAAGAGAAAGUAAAAAUUUACACUACAAUGCUUGGUCAAAGAAGUAACUUGUUGUUCUUGUUAAAAUUACUUAAGAAAAGAAACAUAGAAAAUAAAAUAUGGACGGAAUUUUGUCAGGGACAUACCAAACGAUGGGGAUUGGCUUGGUCUUUUCUGCCAAUGGAUGUUAUUAAUUUAACGAAUGCACCUGUUGUUAGAAAAAGUGGAGAUUACAUUGCAAAGCUAUUAAAAGAGCAACGUCCAACGGAAAUACAGAUGCCUAUGAAAGAUAAAUUUUCUUCCCUUGACAACCUGAUCAAUUUCUUAGAAGAGUCAAUGGAAGAAUUAAAUAUACAAAUCAAGGAACUGAAUUUACCAAUUGACGAUUUUCACGGCUGGUCGUGCCAACUAAUUGCGGAAAACGAUACGUGGACUUACGCACGUAGAAAGCGUCGAUUAGCUCGACGACAAAUGAAUCAACCGGAAACUGAGAGUACAAAUUGUGCAAACACAGCACACAAUGUUAUAAAGAGUCCUGCAGAAAAACUAACGGAAAGUAAUUCAGAAAAUACAGAUGAACGAAAGCAAGUUCAAGUUUCGGUACAAGAAUCUGUUAAUAAAGAUCCUUUGCUAGUAUGUAGCUUCUUUGUCGAAGUGAUAGAGCACGACGAAGACUCUGAACGUGACAGUGCAAAAAUAUCUAUGGUCUUUGAGAAAGGAAGCGGCGGUAAAAAUGCUUUAGAAACGUUCAGACAGUAUCUGAUAAACAAAUUAAACGUCCGAGAAUAUUUACAAACGCAACACGCGAGGCCAACUAAAAAGAAAAGAAAACGAUUAAAGAAAAGUGAAAGCGACACACACGAAACUGAUAUCAAUUUAGAACAGGGCGAGUGUUCAUCGUUCGAAAAUAAUAUGAAGCCUCUUUAGAACGUUGGUUCACGUUCUAUACAAAAUGAUUUAUUUCACACGCGGAUUUUAUGAAGUUAUGUAACAGCCGCGCGGAAAUCACCCAUGCAGGACUGGGUCCUCGCGACAAGGUGGUAGGAAACAGCGACCUUCAAUGACCGUAGACCGUGGUAUCGAAGGUUUAAGGCCAAAGCAUGCUCCAAAAAGCGAAGCGACAAU